CCCGCCCCCCGAAUUCGAUCUCUUUUGAUUGAAUUAAGAGGAGUGGAAUAACCAAAGAAAGAUACAAAAGAAACAGAGAGGGGGGAGCAGAAGAGAGGAAAAGGAUUAAAAAAAAAACAGAAAAAUCUCCUCUUCCGUUUCCAUUGUCAUCAUUUAUCAUCUCAGAUCUUAAUUUGCUUCCCAUUUUCUAAUCUGGGUCAUUUCAGAAUGGAAUUCUGGGUUGUUUUCUGAUUAGUGCAUAAAGUUUUUGAGAUGCUCCUAGAUUGGAUUUAACAGCUACCCACUUUGUCCUUGGUGGUAGAUUCUACCUGUAUUCAUAACAAAAGAUAAGAUGGAACCAGAUCUUGGUAAACUCUUCAUUGGUGGGAUAUCCUGGGACACCGAUGAGGAACGUCUGAAGGAGUAUUUCGGAAAGUAUGGUGAAGUGGUGGAGGCAAUGAUCAUGAGAGAUCGUGUCACGGGCCUUGCCCGCGGCUUUGGUUUUGUUGUCUUUGCCGAUCCAUCUGUUGCCGGGAGGGCAGUUUUGGAUAAUCAUAUGAUUGAUGGUCGCAUGGUUGAGGCAAAGAAGGCUGUUCCUAGGGAUGUACAGCUCGUUCUAAACAGGAACAUGGUUGGCAUCACUGGACCUACUGGUCUUGGACGAACAAAAAAGAUUUUUGUUGGAGGUUUGGCAUCUACUGUAACCGAGGUUGACUUUAAGAACUACUUUGAUCAGUAUGGUAAAAUUAUUGAUGUUGUGGUGAUGUAUGAUCACAAAACACAAAGGCCUAGAGGGUUCGGCUUCAUCACCUAUGAUUCAGAAGAAUCGGUAGACAAAGUCCUGCAUAAAACAUUUCAUGAAAUUAACGGGAAAUUGGUUGAGGUCAAGAGAGCAGUGCCUAAAGAACCUCCAGGUGCCACCAACCACAACCUUACAAUCGGAUAUAAUUAUGGUUUGAAUAGGGCUUCCAACUUCCUCAAUAGUUAUGCGCAGGCAUAUAAUCUAAGUCCGGUUGGAGGCAUUGGGUUUCGGAUGGAUGAUAGGUUUAGUCCUCUCGUUGGUGGGCGAAGUGGGUUUCCUCCAUUUAGUUCCACUGGCUAUGGAGUAGGUAUGAAUAUAGAACCGGGAAUAAGCCCAAACUAUGGUGGGAAUUCCAACUUUGGCAACAGUCUUGGAUACGGGCGGAUAAUUAGUCCCUAUUUCGGUGGGAAUUCAAACAGAUAUAACACUCCGAUUGGCUAUGGUGUCGGAAGUGGAAGAAAUGAUCCUGUUUUGAGCCCCACUACUAGGAAUGUCUGGGGAAAUGUAGGCCUUAGUAAUGCCACAAAUGCUUCCAUCCCUGCUAGUUACUUGGGAUCUGGAAAUGAUAGCUUCAGUUCCUUAGGAAAUAGUGGGGAAAAUUGGAUCCCUUCUCUUACUUCUCGAAGUGGAGGAAAUGCUUCUGGCUAUACAGGUGGGAGUGCAGAUGACAACUAUGGUUUGGGAGGGGGAGGAUACGGAAGAAACAUCAGAACUGUUGUACCUCCAACAUCAUCAUUUACUGGACCAACUUGUAAUAUUGAAGGUUCCUAUGGGGAUCUUUGCCUCAGUGGUCCAGCAUACGGUGACUCAACUUGGAAGUUUGCAGCGCCUGACUUGAAUGGUUCUAGCUCAUUUGGUUAUGAGCUCGGCAAUACAUCUGCAGAUGAUACUGCUAGAACCUCUGAGGAUUAUGUUGGAAGUUACAGUGCUGCAAGUAGACAGUCCAGUAGAGGCUGGAACACCAUGGUUUGGUAUCUAUGAUGUCGUGGACAGUGAUAACAUAAACUCAUUUUCCGGCAUCUGAUUAGCCUAGACUGUCAAAAAGUACAACGAUCAGGUCAUUAGUACUGGAUGGAACUAAUUUAUUUUAUGUUUUGCCUACUUAAAAAUUGUUAUUGGAUUGGCCCUGUAUGAACUUGAUAUUGUCAUGAAACAGGAAAAUCAUUAUGUGAAUAUUCUUAAUGUCAUAGGAACGAGUCGCCAAAAGACCAUUCUUUAAUAUAUACUUCGAGAUUACUUUGGAAAAUUUAAUGUUUUCCAAUGUGCUGAGGCUUGAGAGGUGAAUGCAGGCUUUCUACAUUUGUUAAUUCAUCUCUUUCAUUGUUUCUUCUUCAGGAGUUGCUUCCUAGGAGAUCUGUUAUUUGGAUAUCAGAUACUAUAUGUAGGCUGAAGGAAUGUGCACAAACAUGUGAAGUAUUUGUGAAUUCGAUACAACUGACUCGUUACUAUGUUGGCAUACACAGAUUGAUCUUAUGGGACUAAUGACGGUUAAUGAUUUGAAAAUACUGAAUACACAUUCGGAGUGAGCGGUUUCAAGCGAUUUUCUACAAGGUUUGGGGUUUGAAUUUGUUUACUUUAUUUUUAUAGUGAAAAGAAUUUAGGUUCCCUUGGUAUUUUGAGUGAGGUUUACAAUCAGAAUGCGGGAUAUACACUCCUGAAGAUUGGUUCGAUUUAAUGUGCCAUGCAUCUGCAGCAACGUGUGCCAGUAAUGGUACAUCAAACAAUAGGGUAUCGAUUAUUUUUCCUUUUUUUUUUCCUUCUAAUUUUCAGCUGCUGUAAUGCCUGCCUGAGCUGCUGGGUCAUGUCCUUGUGUUUACUUGGUACUGUCUGGGAUUGUUUUCUCUCCGAUUUUAAGGAGUUUCGGUUCGAUUUGCUAGUGUGAA
This is a messenger RNA of Hibiscus syriacus, 2664 nucleotides long. RefSeq names its product heterogeneous nuclear ribonucleoprotein 1-like. Bases 332 to 1762 code for a protein of 476 amino acids. NCBI's taxonomy places the organism in Eukaryota, Viridiplantae, Streptophyta, Magnoliopsida, Malvales, Malvaceae. Gene Ontology annotation, molecular function: RNA binding. The record is from RefSeq and is a predicted model, not a curated record. The transcript is spliced from 5 exons.